Molecule: messenger RNA, 654 nt
Organism: Schistosoma rodhaini
Lineage: Eukaryota; Metazoa; Platyhelminthes; Trematoda; Strigeidida; Schistosomatidae
Source: the annotation of a GenBank genome assembly
AUGAAUCUUUUUGGGCGUAAGAAGGACCCGAAGACUCAUUUAAAUGAAAUGACUUCUGUCUUGAAGAGACAGAAAUAUCCUCUUCAAAGAGACAUUCAGACCCAUCUACGACAGCAAAAACAACUAGAAAUGGCCAUUAGGAAAUGUGCUAAAGAAUCGGACAUUCCUUCUGCAAAAGUUUACGCCAAGGAAUAUGCGGAAUCCAAAAAGGCUGUUGCUCGUUUGUAUCUUGCACUAUCGCAAAUUGAUUGUGUGGCUAUGGAAUUGCGUCAUAUGGCUUCCAUGAAUAAGCUGGCCAGUGGUAUGCAAAAGAGUACAACAGUCAUGAAUGCUAUGUCGUCUUUAGUGAAAAUACCUGAACUUCAAUCUACAAUGCAAAAUUUAAGUAAAGAAAUGAUGAAAGCUGGUAUCAUGGAAGAAAUGAUCAGUGACACUUUCGAACCAAUCAGUUCUGUCGAAAAUGCAGACGAUUUGGUGUCUGCCGAAGUUGAUAAAGUUUUAUGGGAUCUGACGGCUGGCCAGUUAGGUAAAGCUCCAGAACCUGCUUACGAUCCAUUCUCAGUUUCUAAAGCACAAACUGAACUCUCCGUUUUAUCAGUUCAAGAUGAUGGUGAAACAGAAAUGGAUGCACGUUUGGCUGCCCUUCGCAGUUGA